GGUGGUCUAAACCACACUAUUUCGAUGAACUGAAAUUAAUACUGAUUGUAGAUAAUUUUAAUGUGCUAACUUGUUUUUUGAAAAAUUUUCUCCCAAUACUUAUUUUUGAGAAAACACAUAAAGAAGAUAUAGGAGAGGAUUUGCUGGCUGUUCUUCUAAAACUCUGUGUUUAGAAAAAAAUUGAGAAAGUGAACGAUCCUCUGGAUGGCUAACGACAACAUUACUAAAAGAAAGGACGGUGGUUGUCGUAGAUGACAACAGGAGCGAUAACCACCGCAGGCAAGAAUUUGUCAAGCAGCCGUAUUAAGCCAUCUUUAUGAACAGACCCCACAAACCGACACAUUCUAUUCUAAACUUCAUCUCAAUAACUGAUACUUGGUGACUCACAGCUCAUCUGUUGAGUUUCGAUUCAACCAGCCCAUGCAAACCAGCACGUCAUGUGGUCCGGUUAUGAUAGGGGCAGUGGGAAGCUUGAUGCUGCCAGCAACAGUCAACAAGAAACUUUGGCCGAUAUCGAGCACAUUUCAACGAUUGCCGGUUCACUCGGCAGCAUCGGGACCAUCUCGCAGUCCGGUGACGGCGAACCAGUUUAUGAGACGGACCACACAGACCUCAACUCGGAGUAUGACGAAGUCGAACUGCGCCGGGAACUAAUGAAGGAUAAAUGGCGUCAAUUAUUCGAUGCGUUCGAUCCCGAAGGAUUUGGCGAAAUUCCUGUGGACGAUUUUGUCGCAGCACUCAAAUCACCCGAAUUUCUCGCCAACGUACCGCCUAACAAACGUGACAUACUGUACGAUCGCGCCCUGAAAGCCAAGACCUCCAAGGUGGAGGUGAUCUCUUUUCAAGAUUUUGUAAAUGUGGUAAGUGGAGAAUGUUAACUUUUUACUGGUAGCUUUAACGCUGGAACCGUUUUUAGUGAGUUUCUCGAUCUGUUAUACUUACUUCUAUAUAUUUGUAGUUCAUCUAAGAAAAAUUUAUAAUAAUUAUAUAAAUGUACUAAAUUAUAAGAAAUUUAAUGACUUUAUUAAAACGCUCUUUCUAGUACGAUUAUUCUGUUCUUCUAACUUUUGCUUUCCUAUUCGCCUCACUAAACUAUCUGAAGAACUCAAAUCCCGACUGCGUAGCGCCAUCAAUAACCCAUUAAUGGAGUGUCACUAUGCCUUUCAUUCUACAGCUGAUUUGUUUGUUCUAUGGCUGAAUACACAGUCAGCGACCUCUUGGGCAAUCAAAUAACUACACAAACCAUAAAAUCCUCUCAACAUCCAUACAUCCCCCAAAGAAACAAAGCAAGGGUGACCGCGGCUGCACAUUAUUACGUUCGCGUUCAAUAUGUCACUCUCGUUUACAAGCCUUUGGACAGUUUGGACGGUGAAGUUGCGUUCUGUAUCGUUAGAUAGUUUAUCUAGAAAAUUACAACAUCGCCAUCAUCAUUAUCAUUAUUACCCUUUCCUCAUUUGACGUGGCCGCCAUAGCGAUUUGAUCGUUUCUGUAAGGAAAGGAAGAAAAAUCCGCCCGCCCUGCUGCUCGGAUCAAUAUCAUCAGUGUUUUUUUGGGACACUUUAGCUGGAGAUACAUCAGGCUGCCGCCAUGGAAUAAAGACACCACGUGAAGAGUAAUAUUCUUACUAAAGGUCUGGUCUGGGAUCAAGGAUAGGUUUGAGGAAGGUUUUGAAAUAAAUUAGACAUAAUCAGUCUGUGACCUGCGAGUGACAUUCUGUUUUUUUCGUAGUCUGUUUGUUUUUCG
This is a messenger RNA of Anopheles funestus (African malaria mosquito), 1743 nucleotides long. RefSeq lists its product as uncharacterized. The record is from RefSeq and is a predicted model, not a curated record. The transcript is spliced from 3 exons. Bases 438 to 878 code for a protein of 146 amino acids. NCBI's taxonomy places the organism in Eukaryota, Metazoa, Arthropoda, Insecta, Diptera, Culicidae. Gene Ontology annotation, molecular function: calcium ion binding.